AAGUGUUUGUGAUUUUUAUAGUCUUAAGUUCCAUCAAACAUCUGCAUUCACAUGCGGACGUACACACACUCACAACAGUCGCUUGUUCUUGGUCUUUUGGCGAGGAUGGGUUAUCCACUGGUGAUUCUGUUGUGUGUGGGACUGCUCCACCAGACCACGAGGGCUGUCCAUAUGGAUAAACUAGCAGACCAGAAGAUUUGCGGAGAUGCAGAGUGCUCAUAUGUUCUCUCCAUGGCCACAGUCUUGGAUUACUUCAUAUCUCCUGACUGCCGAUUUCUCAACCUCAGAAAGGGUCAGGUGGUUUAUGUGUACUCCAAACUCAUUGCAGCAGAGGGCGCUGGAGUCUUCUGGUCUGGAAGCAUUUACAGUGAGCGGUACGUGGACCAGAUGGGCAUCAUUGGAUAUUUCCCUGCAACUGUGGUGAAGGAGACACAGAGGUUUACAGAAAACACAGUUAAGAUCCAAACAACUGACAUGGACUUCUACUGCGAUUAAGGGGCUGAAACCUCUUCCUUGUCAACUCUUUCUGUUAGUAACUCUGGCAUUUAUAAAGGACAAAGUAUGCAGACAUUAACUCAAUGAGUCUUUUUGUCUAUAUUAUUCCAACAUUUUGAUUAUAUAAAUAUAUAAAAGUUAAAGAAAUGAAUUUUCCAGACACCUUUUUUAUGAUUUUUCUUGACUAGUAAUUGCAAUUAUAUUGUACUUGUCUUUGUUACACAUCUAGAAACUGGCUUGGAGCUGCUUAUGCUGAGAAAUAGCUGCUGUGAAAAUGAUUAAAUUCGUUUUCUAAAGCUUA
Messenger RNA from Maylandia zebra (zebra mbuna), 796 nucleotides. RefSeq names its product otoraplin. The record is from RefSeq and is a predicted model, not a curated record. Gene Ontology annotation, molecular function: protein binding. Gene Ontology annotation, biological process: cartilage condensation. Lineage: Eukaryota; Metazoa; Chordata; Actinopteri; Cichliformes; Cichlidae.